Messenger RNA from Daldinia vernicosa, 1969 nucleotides. RefSeq names its product kinase-like domain-containing protein. The transcript has 5 exons. Gene Ontology annotation, molecular function: ATP binding; protein kinase activity. Gene Ontology annotation, biological process: spliceosomal complex assembly; regulation of mRNA processing; protein phosphorylation. Bases 90 to 1709 code for a protein of 539 amino acids. The record is from RefSeq and is a predicted model, not a curated record. NCBI's taxonomy places the organism in Eukaryota, Fungi, Ascomycota, Sordariomycetes, Xylariales, Hypoxylaceae.
CUGUCGUCACUGAUAUAUCUCUGAACAAAUUUUUUUUUGGAUGAUUAGUUACUAACAUUACUUAACAUAGACCGCCGCACCUAUCUAAUAUGAAUCAACAUUCCCCGACGUCGUCCUCCGGUCCAGAAGACGCUGCCGAAAACACUGCGGACGAGGAGGACUCUGAGGAUUAUUGCAAAGGCGGUUAUCACCCCGUCCAAAUUGGCGAGAAGUUCAAGGAUGGAAAGUAUACGGUUGUGCGAAAACUAGGAUGGGGCCACUUCUCGACCGUCUGGCUCUCUCGGGACAACACGAAUGGUAAGCACGUCGCAUUAAAGGUCGUGCGAUCCGCCAGUCACUACACGGAAACCGCUAUCGAUGAAAUCAAGUUGCUCCAGAGGAUCGUACAAGCGAACCCAAACCACCCAGGCCGAAAAUAUGUUGUUAGCCUGCUCGACUCGUUCGAACACAAGGGACCGAAUGGAGUGCAUCAUAGGGGCAUUCCUCGAGAUCUUGUCAUGCAAAUCACGAAGCAGGUAUUAAUGGGCCUGGACUACCUGCAUAGAGAAUGCGGCAUCAUUCAUACAGAUCUCAAACCCGAGAACGUUCUGAUAGAGAUAGGCGACGUUGAGCAGGUGGUGAAGAAGGUGGUAAAGAACGAGAACUCGGAUAAGGAAAAUAAUAGGAACGGAAGGCGAAGAAGACGAACCUUGAUCACUGGCAGUCAACCGUUACCGUCACCUUUGAACGCGAACUUUAAUCGCGACAACCUAUUUCCAUCAACCAAAUCUCACAGCAGCCUCAACGCUAUGUUACACGAUGCAGCGACGCCAAGUUCGUCUACCAGCGAUAAACAGGGACAGAGGGAAAAGACAGCUGAGCUCCUUACCAAGGAAGUAUCUGGAAUUUCUCUCGAUAAGUCCGCUACCGGCGGUACCGCAUCUACCAGCGAAAAAAGGAAGAGAAAGCGAAAGGGGCCAAUUAUUAACGUCAAGAUUGCGGAUUUGGGAAAUGCUUGCUGGGUCUCUCACCACUUCACAAACGACAUCCAGACAAGACAAUAUCGAUCGCCAGAAGUUAUUUUGGGCGCAAAAUGGGGCGCGAGCACUGACGUUUGGAGUAUGGCUGCGAUGGUAUUCGAACUGAUCACUGGCGAUUACCUUUUCGAUCCCCAAUCAGGAACCAAGUAUGGCAAAGACGACGACCAUAUCGCACAGAUUAUUGAGCUUCUUGGCCCCUUCCCUAAGGAACUAUGGAAGACUGGUCGCUGGUCCCAAGAGAUCUUCAAUAAGAGAGGAGAACUGCGUAAUAUCCAUCGCUUGCGACAUUGGGCGCUACCCGACGUCCUACGUGAAAAGUAUCACUUUAAGGACUACAAGGAUCUGCCACCGAAAGAGCGGGAAGAGAAGGAGAAGGCUCGCAGAGAACGGGCUGAGGCCAAGGCCAAGGCUAAGAUGGAAGCAAGGAAAAAUGGCGAGGACGAGGACGCUGUAGAGGACCUCUUCCCAGACGACGAACCCGCCCUCGAGUACCAGCCUUCUGAGGUAUCUGAAUUCCUGCUGCCGAUGCUCGAGCUACUGCCCGAAAAACGUGCGAAUGCUGGCGGCAUGUCGAAUCAUCCGUGGUUAGAUGACACGCCGGGUAUGGAGGACAUAAAAAUAGAAGGACUCGUACCUGGGGGCAAAGGUGAGGGCAUUGAAGGCUGGGCCUGCGAGGUGAAGAAGCGGUAGAGUUUUUGGUUACAUGUCGCUAGCUCUCGGUAAUGGUUAUAAUGAUUCUCGGGGUUCGUCCAUGGAGCUACUCGUAGGAGAAAGACAUGAUCAGUCCUUCCUUUUUUAUCGAGGAAAGAGAAAGAAAGAAUCUAACAUAGAAACGGGCUUCGAUCCAAUGAUUUACGACUCCGCUUGCGGGAGUAGAGGAGAGAAGAGAAGCAAAGAGAAUUUGUAAAAAACGAGAGCAAUAAAGUUCCAGGAGUAAUGUGUUCGUUAUG